Molecule: messenger RNA, 6167 nt
Organism: Caenorhabditis angaria
Lineage: Eukaryota; Metazoa; Nematoda; Chromadorea; Rhabditida; Rhabditidae
Source: the annotation of a GenBank genome assembly
AUGUCUUCUGACGAAAGUGAUGAAGAUUUUGUAGAGAAGAAGAGUGAAUCUGGUUCAGGAUCUGACGAAGAACCGACACCAAAGAAAGAUCGAAAAAGACGCAUUGAAUCAUCAGGCUCGGAAAAGGAUUCUGAAGAGGAAGAACAGGAUUCUGAGGAAGAUUCGGAAGAAGAAGAGGAAAUUCGACGAAGUAGCAAGAAAAACAAGCAAAAGAAGAAGAAGAGAAGAAAGGGGCCAUCAGCUCUCGAUUUCAUCAUUCAAGAUGUUGAUGUGGAUGAUGACGAAGAAGAAGAUCAAGAUUACGAUGAUGACGAUGCUCGAGAUCUUGAACCAAAUGAAAAAGAAGAAGCUGAAAGAGCAAUGAAAGAAAUGGAAAAUAACAAAGCAUAUCGGGAAAGGAAUAGGUUUGCGAAUAUGACUGAAGAAGAAGUUGGAGAAUAUUUUGAGAAUAAAUAUAAAUCGCAAAGAAAUGAGGGAAUUAUUGAUGAUGAUGAUUCAGCAAUUGAUGAUAUUUCGAGGUAAGCUAAACCCUUAUUAUAUAAAAUUCAAUGAAUUAAUGUUUUAGAAAUGGUAUACUUCCAUCGACAAAAGAUCCAAAUUUAUGGAUUGUGAAAUGUCGAAUGGGAGAAGAGAAACUUGUCGCAUUCCAAUUGAUGAGAAAAUGUCUUGCAUAUGAAAAUACCAAUGAACCGCUCCAAAUCAAAAGUGUUGUUGUUAAAGAAGGACUUAAAGGAAUGAUUUAUGUUGAAUCAUUUAAACAAUCACAUGUUAUGUCAGCUAUUGAAGGAGUUUCGGCUUUGAAUCAAUUCACAAUUACGGUAAGCGAUGGAAAUAUUUUCUAAACUAUAAAAUAAUCAAUAUUUUCAGAUGGUUCCAAUCAAAGAUAUGGUGGAUGUUCUUCGUGUUGUCAAAGAUAUUCCACAACUCAAAAUGGGUGCAUUUGUUCGAUUAAAAAGAACACUUUUCAAAGAUGAUUUGGCACAAAUUGAUUUGGUUGAUAUUUCACAAAAUCGAGUUAAUUUGAAAUUGGUUCCAAGAAUUGAUUAUCAGAAAAAACGCGGUGCGAUGCGAACGGAAGCCGAUAAAAAUUAUAAAAUGAAAAGAAGGCCGAUGCAGAAAAUGUUUGAUGCGGAUGCGGUUAAGUAAGUGGACAGUUUUGGGCGGUUUUUGGGGGAGAUUUGAAAUUUUGGGUCAAAAAUGUAAAAAUUAGGUCUUUUUUCAUAGCGACCUCAAAAAUUUCUGAAUCAAUUGUGUAAAAUUCAAUAUUUUUUGAAAUUUCUCAAUUCUGGCGCUAGAUUGAAAUAUCAGUUUUCAGUAUUUCCAUGAGUUUCAGGACGAAUUUUCAGCCCAGACACAAUUUGAACAAUAUUUCAGUUUAAAUUUUUGAAUUUUUGAUGAAAAAUUAUGAUGAAAACUCACUGUUUCAAAAGUUUUUCCCACAAAAAAUUCUUGAAAUAUCUGAAAAAUCCUCUAACUUUAUCGAUUUUCAGAAAUUCUCCUAAAAUCCCCUCAUUUUUUUCAGAGAAAUUGGUGGCGAAAUCCUCAACGACGGAGAUUUCAGCAUUUUCGAAGGAAAUCAAUAUCGACACGGUUUCUUAUACAAAUAUUUCCCAAUCAAUGCAAUUGUAAGCUUUCUCUGAAAUUCUGCUGAAUAUUUCAUUCAUUUUCAGCUCGCCGAUGGUGUAAAACCGACUCUGGCAGAACUCGAAAAAUUCCAAGAUGCUAAACAUGAUUUGAAAGAGCAACGUAAGUCAUCUACAGUACCCAUUUUUCUCUAAAAAAUAUAUUUAAAAAAAUUUCCAGUCGAGACCACAACGAUCAAAGAUACUGAAAAUCCAUUCAUUCCUGGUGAUGUUGUUCAAGUCAAAAAUGGUGAAUUGGUGAAUUUGCGAGGAAAAGUAUUGUCGGUGGAAGGACAUAAAGUGGUUAUGAUGCCGGAUCAAGAAGGACUUACUGUAAGUUCGGGAGAUUUUUGGGGAGCAAACACACGUGGGAAAUUAUGAUUUUCAUGAAAUUCUGGGCAGAAAACAUAUUUUUCCUGGAAAUUAUUUAAAAAUGGGAAAUUUCUCGAAAAUCUGAAUAUUUGACCUGAAAUUCAGGUGAUUUUUCAGAAAAAUUAUUUUUAUGACUUCACCUACUUAUUUUAUUUCAAAAUUAAUUUCCCAACGUGACCCUAUUUUAGUCUCAUUAUUAUUUCCAUCAAUAAUUCAUCAUUUUUAAUUUCAAAACAACAUUCAAACAAUGACUUUUGGUCAAAUUUUUAGUUUUGGAGGUUAAAAGUGUUUCUAACCGCGGUGACUUGAGAAAUGGGAUCUCUAGGCGCGGCUUCUUGGCAUAGAAGCUCUCAAGGCUCGGCUCCUUGACAAUUAGGUUCUCUAGGCGCAUCUACUUGAGACUCAAGCUCUUACUUCCAAUAUCCAUUGUUCUUUUUCAGGAACCCAUCACAUUAAACGCCUCAGAACUCCGCAAAUUCUUCAAAGCCGGAGAUCACACGAAAGUAAUUGGUGGAAGAUAUGAAGGACAUACUGGUUUGAUUGUUCGAGUCGCUGAUAGUACAGCUAUUAUGUUGUCGGAUUUGGGAAUGGAAGAGGUUAGUGAAGUUUGGGGGGAAAUAGGGGAAAUUCAUGAAAAACUGGUUUUCGAGCUUAAAAAUGAAGUUUUUCAUGCGAAAAUCAGGUUUCUCAGGUUAAAAUCUGGAAAUUCACAUAUAAAAUGACGUUUUUCCUCUCAACCACCGAUUUUUCCAGCUAAAAGUUCGUGUUCGAGACUUGCAACUUUGUGCAGAUGUUACAACUGGAGUUGAUUCUCUCGGCCAAUAUCAAUAUCAUGAUUUGGUUCAAAUAGAUCAACACGGAACUGUUGCUGUUAUAAUUCGAUUGGAAAAAGAGAAUUUGGAAGUUUUGACAGCAACUGGAAGUGUUCAAAGAAUUAAACCACAAUCGAUUGUUUCGAAAAAAGAUGUGCGAUUUUCGAGAGCAUUGGAUAGUCAGAAUAAUUCGUUGGAAGCUAAGGAUUUGGUCAAAAUUGUUAGUGGACCAAAUGCGGUGAGUUUUUGGAAAAAUCUUGAGAUCUAUGCUAAAUUCCGAACCAAAAAUCAAUCACUCUUCCAAAUUUUCAGCGCGAUCGUGAAACCGACGACGAGCCAAUCGGUGAAGUUCUCUACGUUUUCCGUGGAGCAGUCUUUGUCUAUUGCCGAAAAAUCACUCAAAACGGCGGUGUUUUAGUAUGCCGUGCCAAACAUUUGGCCCUCCAAGGAGCCAAAAAACAAGAUCAAGCGAAUCAAAUUCAUCGAAUGUCAUCGCCAAAUCCAAUGGCUUCACCGCGACAUUCAGGAAGUAUGACACCACGAAGUCAAGCUGAUAAUAUGUCAAGUGGAUCGAGAAGUGUUGGUGGACAAACACCAAGACAAAAUGAAAAUGGACAUGGAGAAGGUGGAGGAAGAGGCAAUUUUGGAACUGCUGCACAACAAAGAAUUCGAAGAGAUAUGACAUUGAUUGGAAAAAAUGUUAGGGUUAUUAAAGGUGAGCGUUUUUGGCUCAAAAAUUGGGAUUUUUGAGCCAAAAAUUAUGAAAAUUCACAAGUUUUAGAGCAUUUUAAGCUGAAAAUCGAUUUUCUGAGGAUUUUUGUCUCAGUUUUAAAUUCUAAUUUUGGGGCCAAAAAUUUUGCUGUUUAUAGAACAUUUUAAGCUGAAAAUCAGAAGCUGGAAUUUUUGUGUUCAUUCUCAAAAAUCCUCAAACCCUCUUGUUUUCCAGGACCACUCAAAGGAUAUUUCGGAAUUGUUCGAGAUGCGACUGAAGAAACUGUUCGAGUCGAACUUCACACUCAAUGCAAAACUAUUUCGGUUGAUCGAGCUCGUGUUAAAGGUUGGUCUGUUUUUGAGAAAUUGUAGAGUUUUUAUUCAAAGUACACUUGAAACAUGCUCAAAAAUUUAUAUUUUCCACCCAAAACCAUUGAUUUUUGCAGUUGUUGGAGAUACUGGCGUCACAACUGGAUACGGUGGAAAUACGGGAUUCUACAGCUCAAAAACGCCAAUGCACGACUCAUCAAAAACUCCAAUGUAUUCUGGCUCAAAGACGCCGAUGUAUGGAGCACAAACACCAAUGUAUGGAUCGAUGACACCAGCAUAUGGAGAUGGAUCGAGAACACCUGCUUAUGGUGCAAAAACACCCAGUUAUGGACAAGAUGGUGAGCAGUUUUGUGGAUUUUUGUUAUUUUUUCGAAAAAAUAGAAGAAAAUCGCUGAAAAUGUACCUAGUUUGGUCAAAAAUUAUCUGAAAAUGCUGUAAUUCGCCGAUUUUCGAUAAAACAUGAGCAAUGCUUCAUUUUUUCAAGGAAUUCUUGAAUUUUUGAGCUAAAAACAAAAUUUAAAAAAAAAAAUUAAUUAGUGAAUUCAAAUCUAGAGAAAAAUUUGAAUUUCAAGAAUUUUGAGGGAAAUUUCGGUUGUUACAAAAAUUCUAGAAUUUUCAGAAUUCGAGAAAUUCUGGUAUUUUUGAACUCAAAUUUAGUAAAUCUGGAAAAAGUUAGAGAAAAAUAUCUGAAACACAAAAUUUGAAUGAUUAUAAAAAUUCCAGAAUUUUCAGAAUCCAAAAAAAUCCUGGUAUUUUUGAACUAAAAUUAAAAAUCUUCAAAUUUAACCAGGACCGAAUUUUAUACGUUUAAAAACUGCAUUUUCCCCAGAAGUUCUAAAUUUAUCCCAAAAACGAAUAUUUGUUGCAGGUUCGCGAACCCCGGCCUACGAUGGUGGUCGAACUCCGGCUUAUGGAGAUUUGGAUGGCUCAAGAACUCCAGCCUAUGAUUCAUCCAGUCGCACCCCGGCCUACGAAACAAAUUCAUCAGCCAGAACUCCAGCUUAUGACGGUGGACGAACACCCGCAUAUGAAUCGAAUUCGGCCAGAACUCCAGCUUACGAAUCGAAUUCAUCGGCUCGAACACCUGCUUAUGAUGGUGGAAGAACUCCGGCAUAUGAAUCGGCUGGAAGUAGAACACCUGCGUAUGAAGCGAGAACACCGGCUUAUGAUGGACCUGGAAAUGGAAGAACACCGGCUUAUGAAGGAGGUGGGGAAAGUCCGAAAUAUGAUCGAGAUGAUGAUGAGGAGGAGGAAGAACAUCACCAAGAACAUCGAGAAGAAGAUCGUGAAGAAGAUCAAGAAGAGGAAAUGGAUACACCACAUUCACCAAUUUAUGAUUCACCAUCUUCACCAUCUUAUAUUGUUCCGACACCCGGUGCAAUGCUUAAUCCAGCCACGCCUGGCGGUUAUUCCGUAGACACCCCACAAAAUUUCGCCGCACCAAUGACACCUGGAAGUGGUGGAAGUUAUGGUGAUUAUGUUGCGCCGUCGCCGUUUCCUGGUGGAUUGUCGACGAAUGCGUAUGAUUCGAGUAGUUAUGGUGGUGGAAUGGCUGAGGAGACGAUACGUGAGUUUUUGACCGGGGGUUUUUUGGCUCCACAGAAUUAUCUACAGUAAAAAAAGAUGCAUUUUGACUCCGAAUUUACUAUAUUUUGGUUCCAAAAUUUGAUCUACAGUAACCCAGAUUUUAGAGCGGAAAAAUGCAGAAUAAAAUUCAAAUGUUAUUUUUUGAUACCAAAAAAUCGAACUACAGUAACCCGAAUUUCGGAGCUAAAAAAUUUCAAAAAAAAAACAUAUUUGGUGCAAAAUGCCACGUGUCGACAAAAAUUCACAAAUUUUACUCUUAUUUUUUUUAGCCGAUCACUUUUUGGCGCAAGGAAUUUGGAUUAUCAAAAAAUUGUACGUUACAAUCAAAGAUCACGAUUCAAAAUAUAAUGAUAGAGAAGCGGUUGUUAGAGAAGUUUAUGUAAGUUCCCCCAGUUUUCAAUUCAAAAUUCGCAAAAUUGUGUUUCAGGAAGGAAAAGCUGAUUUAUAUGUUCCGGAUUUGAAAUGUAAUAUUGAAGCGGAAUUCGAACAAAUUCAACCGAUGAAACCGCAACAAGGAGAUGAUGUAAGUUGAAAUUUGGGGAAUUUUUUAGCCUAAAAAUGCUCACAAAACUUCAAACUGUUUUUCCAGACCCGUGUGAUUUUUGGAACCGAAGCCGGUCACAGUGGAACUCUUGUCUCAAUGGACGGAAAUGAAGCUGUAAUUCGAUCAAAAGAAGAUUUAUCCGAUAUGAGAGUUGUUAAUAUUGGAUUGUGUUGCAAAUUGGCCCAAUAA